Euleptes europaea (tarantolino) is the source of this 3855-nucleotide messenger RNA. Its product is annotated as cartilage intermediate layer protein 2-like. The coding region runs from base 1 to 3855 and encodes 1284 amino acids. NCBI's taxonomy places the organism in Eukaryota, Metazoa, Chordata, Lepidosauria, Squamata, Sphaerodactylidae. The record is from RefSeq and is a predicted model, not a curated record. The transcript has 9 exons.
AUGAGGGGGAAACGCUUCGACAGCAGCAGCGAUUCCAGCAAGCUCUGGACGGGCAAAGCCGGAAGGCUGUUUCGUGCGGUGUGGACGAGUGACAUCCCCAGCGGAUGCGCAGAGGAAAAACGAUUUGGCCAAACCCAAGCAGUUGCCCAAACAGAAGAAAUCAGGAACCGCCAGAACCAGCCUCGCUACGGAAAUGCCCGGUGGGUCUCUUUCAAGAAGCGUAUGACAUCCCAUGAUUUGGGGCGAGCUUGCCUCUCUCUCCUAGGUGAAUGGACGUCGUGGUUCAACGUGGACCAUCCUGGGGGCGAGGGGGAUUUCGAGACCCUGGAGGCCAUUCGCUUCUACUACCGGGAGCGGGUGUGCUCCCAGCCGAAGGCCAUCCAAGCCCGGACCACGGAGUGGGAGCUGCCCGAGGAGGUGGGCGAGGUGGUGCGUUACAACCCCCAGGAAGGCUUCCGCUGCCUCAACCGGGAUCAACAAGGAGGCAAGAGCUGCUCCAAUUACCACGUCCGUUUCCUGUGUCCGGCAGAUCCCAUGGACUGGUUGGGCUGGUCAGACUGGUCGGCCUGGAGCGCUUGUUCCCGGACCGCCUGCGGCGUCAGCGGUGUCCAGACUCGGAACCGGACUUGCUUGAGCCGCUCUGGCUCGGCACCGGGGCAGCGGCUGCAAUGUUUGGGGAAACCCGCAGAACGCCAGACCUGCAGCUCCGGACCGUGCCAAGAGACCAAAUGGAGCUCCUGGGGGCCGUGGAGUCCUUGUUCCAAGACCUGCGGCACUGGGGGGAAACGGGCGAGGAGGCGGAGCUGCCAGAAGUCCAAACUCUUGCGCUGUGUCGGGCGUCCGUCGGAGGUGCAGAAGUGCUCCCAGAUGCCCUGUCCAGCUUGCCUACUCAGCUGCGAUAUGGGCAUCCCCAACAAGGACUGUAGCGCCUGCAGCUGUCCCAACCACACCCUUUCGGGGAUCGUACAGAGAGCCGACGGGACGGGACUCGCCAACGCCCAGAUCUCUCUCGUGGACCGGCCAGCGGCCGUGCUGGCGCAGAGUGACCGUCGGGGCCAGUUCACCAUCCGUGGCAUCUGUGCUGGGAGCAGCGCCAACAUUAGCGCCAGCCUGGAGCGCUUUGCCACGGGCAGCGCCUCCGUCAUCCCUGAUGGCUCUUGGACAUCCCUGGUAGAGAUUGUACUCCACAGACUUGAGAAGCCUUACAUAGUGGUCCAUCCGGAAUCAAAAGUGAGGAAAGUCGGGUCAAAGGUGCGGUUUUGCUGCAGUGCCCAAGGUACUCCUGAACCAAGGAAAUAUUACUGGUAUCACAAUGGGACACUCCUGGAUCGGAAGACGCACAAGUAUGACAGCAGCUUGGUUCUGAAAGACCUGGGGCCACAUCAAGCUGGUACAUAUCACUGCAAAGCCAGCAGUGACCUGGGGUCUAUCAAAUCGUCCGUUGCCCACUUGACAAUCAUAGAGCCAGGAGUCCCUGCCUGCAUGGCUCAGCCGGAGGAGUAUCUCAUCCGACUUCCAGAAGAGUGUUUCCAAGAAGGUACAGGAUCCCACUUCUACAAUGUCGGCCGCUGUCCCAACGCCCUUUGCGAUGGAAGCUUGGCCGACAGUCUGCAGUGCCAAGAUGGCACGGAGCACUGUUGCGGGACGCUGCGCAUGGAGGUGCGGGAGAUUCACUGCAUCGGUUAUGUCCUGCCUGUCAAGGUGGUGGCCGAGUGCGGGUGCGCCUCCUGCGCCCAGCCCAAGAUCCUGGUCCGCGGGAAAGCUUCGGCAGCUGACGACGGGGAGCCCCUGCGUUUUGGUGAGAUCUACCUAGGGGCUGAGAAGAUCGGCUUCACUGGCUACAAGGGGACUUUCACCAUUGAAGUCCCACCCAACACACAGCGGAUGGUGGUCAAGUUUGUGGAUCGUAUGCAGAAGUUUGUGGAUGCCGUCAAGGUCUUCCCGUUCGACCAGCGUGGUGGAGCUGUCUACCAGGAUGUCAAACUGAUGAGGAGGAAGAAGCCUGUUAAUCUGGAAGCGAUGGAGACCAACGUCAUCCCUCUGGGAGAGGUGGCUGGAGAGGAUCCCAUCGGGGAGAUAGUCAUCCCUCCUGCGUCUUUCUUUAGGCCCAAUGGGCAAGUGUACAAUGGCACCGUGAAAGCCAGCAUUACCUUCGUGGACCCCCGGGACAUCACCUCUGUGAAUGCAGCCUCCAGUGACCUGAAUUUCAUCAAUGCUGAAGGGGACGUCUUCCCGCUCAGGACUUAUGGGAUGUUUUCAGUCGACUUCUGGGAAGAAGGAACCAACCAAGGGCUAGAAACGGGUCGUGUGGAGGUGAAGAUGGAUGCCGAGCUGAUCAAGAUGCCUGAACACAUCCAGAAAAUGAAGCUGUGGUCCCUCAACCCCGUGACAGGCCUGUGGGAGGAAGAAGGAUCCUUCAAGCAGGCUAAGGAGAAGAGGGGGAAGCGCGAGGAGAGGGCCUUUCUCAUUGGCAACCUGGAGAUCCGCGAACGUCGCCUCUUCAACCUUGAUGUUCCAGAAAACCGCCGCUGCUUUGUGAAAGUCCGGGCCUACAUCAAUGAGAAGUUCAUGUCCAAUGAGCAGAUGGAGGGGAUAGUGGUCACCCUAAUCAACCUUGAACCCAGGCCUGGAUACCCAUCCAAUCCGCAGGCCUGGGGAAGAUUCGACAGCGUGGUGACCGGUCCCAACGGGGCUUGCUUGCCUGCCUUCUGCGAUGGCCAACGAGCAGACGCUUACAGAGCCUACGUCACAGCUACCAUGGGAGGGGAGGAGCUGGAGGCCGUGGCAUCUAGGCCAAAGCUCGAUUCUCGUGCUAUCGGAGUUUCCCAGCCUUAUCUGAAUAAGCUUGGCUACCAGCGGACCGACCAUGAUGACCCUGCCCUCAAGAAGACGGCCUUCAAGAUUAACCUGGCCAAGCCCAACCAGAACAAUAUUGACGAGACCGACGGGCCUAUCUAUGCCUACCGUAGUCUGAAGCAAUGUGAAGAGGCACCCGUCACCGCCAACCAUUUCCGGUUCUACAGAGUAGAAGUGGACAAGUAUGAAUACAACGUGGUCCCGUUCAAGGAGAGCGACUUGACCACCUGGACAGGAGAUUACCUCUCCUGGUGGCCCAACCCUCAGGAGUUCCGGGCCUGCUAUAUCAAGGUGAAGAUUAACGGGCCUCAAGAGUACAUGGUGCGGUCGCAAAAUGUGGGGGGCAGCCAUCCAAGGACUCGAGGACAGCUCUAUGGUCUACGGGAUGCUCGUAGUGUCCGAGACCUGGCCAUCUAUAAUAGCUCAGCGGCUUGCCUAGAAUUCAAGUGCAGUGGGAUGUUGUUUGACCAAGGUUUGGUGGACAGGACUUUGGUGUCCAUCACCCCCCAGGGAAGUUGCUGGCGUACAUCUAUCAACAGCUACCUGAGAGAAUACCUAGGCCGCCACCCCCCGUUGGUGGAAAAUAACGACACUACAAUCUUCAACAUGUUGGCUCCAGUGGAUCCGCUGGGCCACAACUACGGCAUCUACACUGUGACAGACCAGAAUCCCCGCCUCGCCAAAGAGAUCGCCAUCGGCCGCUGCUUUGAUGGGACUUCGGACGGUUUCUCGCGUGAGAUGAAGUCCACUACCGGGAUCGCCUUGACCUUCACCUGCCAGGAGAAACCGGUGGGGCGCAAGAGCUUCUUCCAGCGGCUGCUCGAAUUUCCUGCCCAGACGCUGACUGAGAUCCGGCGUGAAAUGAGAGGCAAUGAACAGCUGCGGGGCUCUUCCCAAGUGGUGGCUUACCCAUCUGGGUUGCGGACCAUGUUCUCCACACAAACCCGUCGGACCCCCAGCUCCCAAAGGAGAGCAGGAGCUGCUCGGACCCGACAGUGA